AUGGUUUCUUCGAGCGCAGUGAUCGCAUCAAACUGGAUUUCAUUCCUUUCACUUGAAUCAGCUUUUAUCUGUCUUAUCACUCAAGCUCUGCGCUACAAGGGACCAAGCGGGCAGGAGAAGUAUUACAAUGGUUAUCGUGAACAGAACAUGCUGGGGGUGUUCAUCAACUUAUGGUGCGCUGUUUCGUACUUUGCAAAGAUCAUUCAAUCUCAAUCGAACAACGAUGGCUUCGUGAUCUUCACAACGCUGAGAUACGUUGACUACUGCAUGACCUGUCCUAUCCUCACACUUGACCUCAUGUGGAAUCUCGAUGCUCCAUACAAGGUCACCAGUGCCCUGCUGGUGUUGACGUGCCUGGUGCAUGCAGUAGCUUCAUUCCUGGCUCCACCUCCUGCCUCCUACGCGUGGUUCGCCAUGGGCCUCUGCCUCUUCAUCUUCACCUACGUCUUCAUCCUGUCGAUUGUGAGGGAGAGACUUGAUUUCUACACCUUCUGCGCACGAGACAACAACGCCAAGAGAAGUAUCAGGUGA
Messenger RNA from Guillardia theta CCMP2712, 531 nucleotides. RefSeq lists its product as hypothetical. The record is from RefSeq and is a predicted model, not a curated record. Bases 1 to 531 code for a protein of 176 amino acids. The transcript is spliced from 6 exons. NCBI's taxonomy places the organism in Eukaryota, Cryptophyceae, Pyrenomonadales, Geminigeraceae. Gene Ontology annotation, cellular component: membrane.